Messenger RNA from Hemicordylus capensis (graceful crag lizard), 8831 nucleotides. It is a transcript of the gene NOL8, whose product is annotated as nucleolar protein 8. The record is from RefSeq and is a predicted model, not a curated record. Lineage: Eukaryota; Metazoa; Chordata; Lepidosauria; Squamata; Cordylidae. The transcript is spliced from 17 exons. Gene Ontology annotation, molecular function: RNA binding. Bases 1014 to 4475 code for a protein of 1153 amino acids.
AAAAAUCUAGAGUGAUGCACAUUCUUAGGGUAAAGCUGGAGUAGCACCAGCUGGAGUGGCACAUGAUUAUAUUUCACAGAUAGAAAAGUAAUCCUGUGUAUGUCUGUUCAAAAGUCUUGUUUGGUUCAAUAGCACUUACUCCAGACAAGGAUUUAUAGGAUUGCAGCAGCAUUAGCGUCACAGUCACACCCGUUUCUCGUGUGUAUGUAGUUUCUCGUUAUACCCGGCGGCGGUAGCAGGGGGACUCAUAGGGCGCCUGCAAGUGCAUUCAUGAAGUACAACCGGGUCUGCAUUUAGUUAAGAGUGGGUUUGAGGUGGAAAUGAUGGAAGUGACAAUUGAAGUAACUUUAUUAUUGCCGCAGACUCAGACACACACACGCAGCCUAUACUAACAUUCUUAAAACGUAGACUUUGCACUAACUUCCUGGAUUUCUCCAUUGCUUUCUAUGAGCAUCUUUCACUUUUAUCCCGCAAGCGGGGGGUGAGUGGGGGUGCGAUGGGAUGGAGUGGCGUCAGAGGCAACCAGGAAACACCGUUUCCAGGCCGCUGAACUGUCAGUCUAAUGCUCCUUAUCACCAGUUCAAUUUCAGACCAGAAGUGAAGUAACAACUACAGUGAUGUAUGAACUUAAUCUCCUUUUGUCCCGCAAAGGUGGCUCAUUUGCUUGUAUUUAAGUUAUGCGGAACUUUGUUUUGAAGUAACGAGCGGAAGUGGAGUGAGUGGGAAAGGAAGUGAAGAGCACCCUGCUGAGACCAUGCUGUAGACUGGUGGAGAAGUAUCCUCUCGGGCUGGGAGAGAGAAAGGAGCCUUAGAGGGAGGGGGACGGGGACGGGGUAGCGUCAGUAGUUCUGUGGGUAGAACUGGUGACACGGACUUCUGAGCUGGUUUGUGUCUUUCUUUUUCGCCUUGAUUCUCGCUUAGUGCCUUCUAUUCGUUUGAAAGUGAGAAAUCGUGCAGAAAUGUUAAAAUUAAGAGGGACCAUGAUAGAUCAAGACACUUGUUGAAUUUUGAGCAUGGAGCAAAACCCAGUUGUAAAGCGACUAUAUAUUGGAGGACUUGGCCAUACUGUUUCUAAAGCUGAACUGCAGGAAAGGUUUGGCAAAUUUGGAAAAGUUACAGAGACAGAAAUUGUGACCCGGAAAGAUGAACAAGGGCAACCUACAAAAACAUUUGCAUAUAUCAACAUCACCCUUUCAGAAAAAGAACUUCAAAAGUGUAUGUCUGCUUUAAAUAAGACAAAAUGGAAAGGUGGGACGCUACAAAUAGAAUUGGCCAAAGAGAGCUUUCUGCACAGAUUAGCACGGGAGCGUCAAGAAGCUAGUGUAAAGAAGGAACGCCCUCACAGUAAUGGCAUGAAAAAUAUCUUAGAAUCCAUGAAGAACUCUGGAGUUGUAAACUUUCAUUUGAAAGCAGUACCAGGAACAGAAGUACCAGACCAUAAGAACUGGGUUGUUGGCAAAUUUGGCAGAGUUUUACCCAUCCUUCACCUGAAAGGUCAACAAAAAAACAAGAUUAUAAAAUAUGACCCGUCCAAAUAUUGCCACAGUCUUAAAAAACUGGAUCAAGGCUCUUCUGAGACAGUUCCCAUUUCCCAGCUCACUUGGUAUUUGGAAGAAGAAAGUGAUAGCCUGAGCAAAAAACGCCAAGGACAGUUCCCUGUAACGAAAAAGCUACCUAAAAAGAAAAUGAGAGUACAGGAGAAUGACAGUUUGAACAGGACAGAGUUGAGUUCAUAUUAUCUAUCUUCCUCAAAAACAGCAAACUUACCCAAAAUAGGUGUCGUUCAAAACUGCAUUCCACAUAAAGAAAAGCAACAGAAAGACCGUUCUGUGGAUCGGCAACUCAGAACUGCUUUAACAUCUUGCAGGAAUAUAAAUAGGCAGUAUGAAAGUGAUUACGAUUCUGAAGAAGAAAUGCGAGCAAUAAUUGCAAGAGAGAAAGUAGUGCCGCCAGUUCAAUCUGAUAUUGAACCUGGAGAUGAUGGUAUGGAAAUUGUCAGAGAUGAUUUUGAACUAAAAUAUACUACUCAUUGGUCUUUACAGAAAGCAUGUGGUGCCAAGAACAGGCACAAAGAGUGUAAUAGAGAACCUGAGACCAGUGAAAAUGAAUCUGAUUAUGAUUCAGAUGGCACAAAUGAAAUUAUAGCAAAAACACCACAGAAAAAGGAGAAAAAUGAAGUUCUAGAGCGAUCUAAGAUGGUUAGGGGAGGAAAGGAUGAUAGCUCUGAGAGAGGCAAAACUACAACUUUUGAAUCUCAUGACUCUAAUGGGUUAGCCACAGACAAAUCAAAAAGUGGGGGGAAAUCAAUACCUGAAAAAGUCUCCUAUUCAAAUACUGCUCCUGAACACAACAGCAUCGCUAAUAAGUGUAACUCUGAGCAGGAUCCAGGUUCUGAUUUAUAUCUUGACACAAGUGAGUCUGAAAGGGAUGAAGAUUACGAAAACAUGAUGCAAAGCUGUUACCGACUAGACUUAACAUUAGAAGAUUUAAAAAAGUUAGCUAGUAAAAAUAUGGAGACUGCAGAUGAAGAGACAGAAAGUAAUCAAAGUGACUCUCAAAGCAAGGCCAAUGAAUCACCAGCUCAUAACACCAACUAUAUUUCAAAGAAAUCUGCUCCUAAAAUACAUCUUGCUCCUAAAAAAAUUACUUGUCCUGAAGAAAUAGUUUCUGCCAUUUUAGAAGAUGAAAGUUCAGAUGACGAAAACACAACUUCAAAAGUUCCGCCUUUCCGAGGAAUAGGGUCACUAAGUGUAAAUGGAAUGAUAAAGGAGUUGGUUAAGGGCAAGUUGGACACACAUGACAUUGAAGAUAAGCAGGAUAUAUCUGAUUUUGUUCAGCUGGAGACUCCCAAAAAUGUAUCUGGUUCCCAGUGUUCAGGCUCUGCAAUUAAUAAUCAUAAUUGCAAAUCACAUUCAUUAAGAGAAAUGAAUUCUAACACUCAAGAAGGAAAUUGCAUAGUAAACCCUGGUGAAAAUUCUGGCUGCAGCACACAUAAGACAGAAGAGAGUGAGGUGGAAAGCAGUGAAAUGAGUGCUAUAUCUGAAACAAAUCUCUCAAAGGUGAAAUCUCUUUGCAAGAGAACAAAAAUGGAGAUAAGUGCUAAAGGCUCAGACUUUGUACAAAAUCAGAACUUGAAGAGCAGUCCUCUGAAAAUCAAUGAGGUCAUUCUGAAUUCUGACAAAGCUACAAGCAAAUCGAAUCAAAAGCACCUGCAGGAUAAUGUUAAAAGGUUGGCAGCUCUACAGGAGAGGCAAAAAGAGAGAGAACUACAGAAGAAACUUAUCCAGGGAGCUCUUACCAAUCUGGAAACCCAGUCAGUGAAUAAACAUAAACACAUUGUAUUUGAAUCAGAUAGUGAAAGUGAAGCUGAACUACAAGAAAACACUAAAGAAUCUUUCGGAAAGCUACUUGGAAAAGAGUUCACUACAAAAACCUCUGGAAAGUUGUUUGAGAGCAGUGAGGAUGAAUUGGAUGCUACAGAUGAAGAAGCUGACAGAUUCAAAAUCAAACCUCAGUUUGAGGGUAAAGCUGGUGAAAAGCUCAUGUAUUUACAGUCACGAUUUGGCACAGAUGAAAGAUUUCGUAUGGAUACCCGCUUCCUUGAAAGUGACAGUGAACAAGAAGAUGAACCGAAGAAAAUGGAAAUGGAUGAAGAGGAGGAGCUUGCUUUAGAAAAAAAGAAAAAUCUGGAAAUCAUGAAAAAUCUUCUUAAUAUUAACCUAGAACUUCCCAAACCUAGCAAGCAGGCAGCAAAUGCCAAAAAAUUCAAAGAUAUUAAUGCCUUACGCUAUGAUCCUACAAGGCAGGACCAUGCAGUAUUUGAAAGAAAGCCUGAAAACACUGAAAAGGAGAGUAAAGCUGAAAAGAAGAAGAAGUGGGAGGAAGUUCAUAAACUGCCAGAGGUUUCUAAAGAAAUCUUUUACGAUGUUGCUGUGGAUUUGAAAGAAGUCCUUGGAUCAACAAAAUAUGAUGAAAAACCUGAAGAAAUAACUUGGGACAAACCUGACAACAUGGAACAAGGAACUCCAGCUCAGAUAGAGACUUUAAGACAAGUGGAUUCACAUACCGGAAGCAAAAGACAAGAUGAAAUGAGUGGCUUCACAUUUUCCUUUUUUAGUGCUGAAGAGGAAAAAUCACCUAAGCGAGAAGAACCGUAUGUCACUGAAACAAUAAAGCCUUCAAGAGUUGUAUGGCAAGAAGAUCCACGUUUUCAGGAUAGCAGUUCAGAAGAAGACGAUGAACUAGAAAUAGUUGAAGAUGUUAAAGAAACGUCAUCAGCUCUACCACACCCAAAUGUUAGAUUUUUCUUCUUCACCCGAGGUGAUGAUAGAUUAAAAGAAGGUCCAAAGCUCUUCUGUAAACCCUUGAACCUUGAUGCAGGCAGAGAUGAUUGGGAAAGCAGGCGCCAGAUGUUACUUGAGGAUUGCCGGAAGAAACAUAAGGAUGCAAGAAGGAAAAUUAAAGCAAAGCAAUGACAAUGUUACUGCUAAGCUAUGAUGGUUCAAAAAAGGUCGAUAUACUUUCAUUCAAGCUGGAAUAAUGUGAGGAGUCCCCAGGAAACUAUUCUGCUGAUUAUUUGAAAAUAUGAACUGGUGCUGAACACAAAACAUUUUGGGACAUCAAAAUAAAUCUGGAACUAUGAAGUGUCUUAUACUUAUCUGCCUUGUCCACAAAGAUUUCUGCACUGUACAAGCCUUUCUUCACAGACGAUAGGUAGGGAUUUAGGUUUGUGGAGAAGAUCCUUGUGCUAAAGAAGGAAUCUACUUUGAUCAGUCUGCGGUCUUCUCCUUACUAAGAGGCAUUUCAAUAGGUCUGAAGGUGGAUUCUGUGUAUCUACUAUGUAUACUGCCACUUUUUUGCAAUGCCCUAGUCCUGCGUACAUUGAGAAAGGCAGUCAUUUCCAAGGAAGAUGCAUGCAAGUUUCAUGCCACCCAAAGUAGCUUUUGGGACAGGUAGGUGUCAGUGUAAAUUGAUACAUAGUUUUAGAAAGGAUUUGGUGUACAGCAGGUUAUCCAAGGAGCAAAUACAGGAGAACCUCUGUAUUUGCAGAUUCCAUGUCCGUGGUUUCACUUACCCACAGUCAGGGAAUUGGCACCCGACCUCACUAUGCAAAAAAUAAAAAAGGCAACUAAGGGGUUAAUUUUCAUGUAUCCGCGGUUCGGGGGUGGCUGGAAAUGACCUUUGAGGUCAUUUCUGGCCACCAUUUUGUGACCAGGAGCCUCAAAAUGGCUCUUCUUGAAGAAAAAACAUGCAAACAUCCAUGAUUUUUGGCUGAUUUUCUUUCUUAUUCUUUUUGAUGUUGGGGGACAUUACUGUGUUGCUGGAGACUGGCAAUUUGCCCCCUCUUAAAGGAAUUUUCCUGAACCCCUCAAUCCCCUUGCCCCAAUAUCUCUGUAUUUGCGGUUUCCAUAUCCGCAGUAGCCGUGAACAGAACCCCUUUGAAUAUGGAGAUUAUCCUGUACUACAAAAGUCAGAAACUAUUAUAACACAGAAUGUUAAAUAUAACCCAGUGUCACUAAAAUGGUGAAGAAAAAAAUUAGGGAUGUACACAAAUCGAUUGGGUACAUCCAGUAGGGGUUCAGCGUAGUCUGCUGAAUCGUUUUCACGGGGCGGGGAACAGUACCUUUUAAGCAUGGAUAAAGCUGGUCCUUACCUGCUCUGCUGCUACCCCACCACAUUUCUGGUGCAGCACUGCACCACUGCAUCCAUGUGUGUCCUGUGCAGCAGUAGGAUGCACAUGGCCACCACACAUGUGCAGCGGCCAUGUGCAUGGUCAGAUGUUGUUGCUGCACAUCCCUAAAAAGUAAGACAGUACGCCACAUCAUACUAAGUCAUGAUUAAGCAACCCUGAAAUGGAUACAUUAGACAUGAUUCCUAACUUAAGUCCAAUUAAUUUCAAUGGGACUUAGUCACGACUAAGCUAGUCUGGAUGGUGUCCCAUGUUUGUAUGUAUGUACAUAUAACCAUACAAGCGCGUGGAGCCUAUCAAAUGCAUUCAGUUAAAACCUUUGCUAGUUUAUUUUUAUUUCCUACUGGCUUCUUGAAUAUACUGUAAAUAUAUUUUUAUAUCUUGAAAACUGGCUCCAAGUGACAAACUGCUAACUAAAAUACUGGUAUUGCUCAGGAGGUAAACCUCUCUGAACUCAGUAGGGUAUGCAUAAGGAUUGGGCUACUAGGCUGUAAUCCAGCAGCAUUGAAAUGUGAGCAUGAACACUGACUUGAAUGGGCUGUAGGUAGGCUUGGUUCAAGCUACUGGCAUCACCCAGUUUAAGGGAGGCUGAACUCUUCUCUUGAUUGACUGGUUAUUUUAAUAUAGCAAAACUUCAAUUUCUGCUGUAAAAUAAAAAUAUAUUGUACAAGACUGUACAUUUUAUUUAAAGGGGGAAAUGUAUAAUUUUAAACAUGUAAAUCAAUUUUUAAAAUUUUUUAAAAUACAAUUUUAUAUUUAAGCCAUUUUCUAUAAUUAAUAUCUCAGUUGAGCUCUUUUUUUCAGCGUAAUGGUGAACCUUCAUGUGCAAGUGGCUUUGUCAAACAUUUUUCAUUGGCUCAUUAUAAAGAGACUGCACAAUGUUGGUGAUAUCAAUUACUGCUUGUAUUUAAAUUGGAUUCUUCCUUGCUUCCCAGUAACAGCAUAACUCCUGAUGUGGUUGUAAUGUUUUCAGUGUAAAUAAACAGCUGCUCAGCAGUUAGAAAAGCUAUUUUAGCCCUAAAUCUUUAAAGAAGGUGACUAGGACAGAAAGGCCACAGUUCUCAAAGUACAAAGGAGAAGACUUUGCUGGAUAUGAGACAAGGGAGAGAAAUUCAGUGAAACCGUAAGCUUUGACAUAUGAAAGCUUCAUUUUUGGAAAAUCAAAAAGGAUUCUCUUUGAGGAGCUGACUAGCAUGUGUUUCAGAUUGUACUCUGUACCUAAGGCAGAGCUCAUAACUCAUAGUGCACAAGGAUGAUCACGAGCAACCCACAGGGAGCCUUAUAGGCUUUCACAUUAUCUGCUCCUCCUGCUUCCUGUCCAAGAAGAGGAGACUGAGAGCUUCCGUUUUCAAUUUAGAAUAAAACACAAUUUCCCAUUAUAUCCAGACUUGAGGAGAUUAGUUUUAGGAGAUGAGAAAAUCCAAACUAGGAUUUACCAGGUUUGGACACAACAGAAAACUGCAGUUGAUUCAGAAUGCAAAAGUGGAAGCUUUCAGUCUUCCCCUUCUUAUGCAAGGGAACGUACAACCCUGAGCCUUGCAUGAGGCUCAUUCUCAUAAGAACAAACCAUGUUAUGUGGUCAUGUCCGAAACAGGCUUAAGAGUAUUGUAGGAUAAGUGCAAGUCCUAUCAAGUUAAAAAGCUGAAGAAAAACUUGCUGCAUAAAUUGCUUGCUGCACAGUGUGAAGUCUUCAUGGGCAUGUUAAAAGUGCAUUUUUAGUUAAUUAAUAAUACACAAUUUAAUACAUAAGGCCCUGUUGUGAGGAGCUGGAUAUCUUUUACAUUGUUGUAUAUUUUAGAUCGUAAUUUUAUUAUCUAAACCAGGCCAGUAUGUAAGAUUGGAUCAAAUAAGCAAUCUAUUUUAAAGCUUCCUUGUUAUUUUUAUAGCGCUAACCUAAACCUGCUUUUUAUAUUGACCCAUUGAAGUAGAACACUAAACCAUAGUUUAGUAGUUCAUGAAGAAGCCUAAGAGAGCUGGAGGCCAACACAAUUUUCCUCUUUUCUCGCAUAAAGAAGAGAAUUAAAACUUGUGCUUUCACUUUAAGAACUGCAGUUCUAUAUUACAUCACACACAGAUAACAAAUGACAGUUUCCCUACAAGAGUCAGAACCAGCCAGGAUCAAACUCCUGCUUUUGAUAUCCUGCUUUUCUCUCAUUCUAUUAGAUAAUAAACCAACAUUCUCUAAGUUCAUUUGUAACACAAGCCAGCAGUUUAUUCCACUGGUGAAAGUAAAAUCUUUUACUCUGGACAUGAGAAAGGCAAGGAGAGUGCAUAAGCCUGUGUCUCUCUUGGCUCAUGCUUUAGCCAGUCGGAACUGGCAUAAUCCUAUGCCUAUAUUUGCUCAAAGUAAGCUUCAUUGUGUUCAGUGGCACUUCCUCCCAGGUAUGUGUGCCUAGGAUUACACUUUGAGGACAAAAUAGACUAUGCCAGAGGAGGAUUGCAUUCUGUCAGUAUACAUUUACAAAGGCAUCAAGUAAAUGAACAUAUGCCUAAUAUGUAGUUGCCAUACAUUCCUCUAUUGCUUUCUGGAAAAUGUAUCCAUGUUUGUCUUCCCACCAGAAUCUUUUUUAAUAGUUACUAGAUCUAUAUGGAUUAAGUGCCUUAUUUUGCAGGUACAAACCUGUCCUGCAAUUGUGUGGAAAGAAUCCUGAUCAGCUCUAGAUAGCAUAAGUACCAAGAUAAGAAUAGGAUGCAAUAGUUUUAUGUUGAAUGACGUUUGAAAGUUAUGAAAGAAAGACUUAGUAUUAUACAGUAUUCAUUACCAUUCUGUGUUUGUUACAAUGUAUCAUGUAUUUGUUUUAUCCUUACAGCAGUGCUGUUAAAUCAGUUAGUCUCUAGAAGACUAACUUAUAUAAGUUAGUCUAGAAGACCAACUGAUUUUGUUAUGGUUUGUAUGGGCCAGAGUUGUCGUGAGGUGGUCAGUAUAUAAAUGUAAUGUAAAGCGGGGGAAAUACAGGGAUUUGCAUAAUGGUAUAAGAUUUGUUCAUAAACUUUUAUGGAGAAUUAGAAUAUGACUGUUAAGAUCUAAGCACAACACACAGUUAUUUCUUGCAAUGAUUAUUCCAGCUUUUUUCUCCCAUCUUUCAACACCACAAUCCAUGAAGGUGAAAUGCAACAGUCUAUAAAGGUGGGAUUAUGAGGA